AAGGGUAAGAGAGGUGGUAAAUUUUCCACAGGAUGAGGCCACCUCAGCAGCAACCCAAUCCACAUGUGAGGCCCUGCUUUGUCAAAUAGAAAACAACUUGUAACAGUGAAACCAGAACACAAAAGAACAUGCUGGUGCAGUGUGUUAAGAGCUCCAUUAUUAUCCCAUCCUCUGAGCUCUCAUCUCUCCUCCUCUUGAGGAGAAGAGGGAGGAGGGAGUUGCAACAGCCCACAUGGGCAAAGAGACCAAAUAGUGCAGGUGCAGGUGAAGGUGAAGCUGCAGGUGCAGGUGCAGGUGCAGGUGAAGGUGAUGGAGAGAAACCCACCUCCUCUCUUAGGGUUUCCAAGGCCUUCCUUGCUAGGUGUGCUGUUGCUGUUUCUGGCCUUGGGUUUCUUGAUGCUGGGUACAGUGGAGACUGGUCCCGAAUUGGUGUCAUUUCAAAAGAGGACGAAGAAUUGUUGAGGUUCGCUGCAUUCCUGAUAAUCCCAUUGUGCAUAGUUCUGAUAUUUUCAAUUUCUGAAGAAAAUAAUACUCCGUAAUUGAAAUAGCUUGUUAUGUAUCGUAAAAAUCUAUGCAUCCCUACCAAUUUCUUUCAUCGAAAUUCUCUGGAAAGCUUUUUCCUUGCUGAAGUUAAAAGCAGAACUGUGAACCUUUUAGUUAGCCAAUUAUGUCAUUUUUAAUUCUCUAAUAAAGAAGUUGUUAUAGUA
This is a messenger RNA of Ananas comosus (pineapple), 707 nucleotides long. RefSeq lists its product as uncharacterized. Bases 129 to 539 code for a protein of 136 amino acids. NCBI's taxonomy places the organism in Eukaryota, Viridiplantae, Streptophyta, Magnoliopsida, Poales, Bromeliaceae. The transcript has 2 exons. The record is from RefSeq and is a predicted model, not a curated record.